This is a messenger RNA of Apiotrichum porosum, 969 nucleotides long. RefSeq lists its product as uncharacterized. The record is from RefSeq and is a predicted model, not a curated record. The coding region runs from base 1 to 969 and encodes 322 amino acids. Lineage: Eukaryota; Fungi; Basidiomycota; Tremellomycetes; Trichosporonales; Trichosporonaceae. The transcript is spliced from 4 exons.
AUGUCAAACCAUCGCCUUCCCCCCGUGGCCGAGCACACCGAGGCUGUCACCGAUGACGACGACUCGGACUGGGAGGACGAGGCCGAGUCCACCGAAGCGGCCCGCACCGAGUCCGAGGUGUCUGACGACAUGGACGAGGAUGAGGACUCUGACACCGACACCGACACCGACACCGACGCCGACGCCGCUGACCACGCUCACCCCCCGCCGGCCUACGAGCACCACGACGAAGGCGCUUCCCCCGAGCACAACCCCGAGACCUGCCUCAAGCGCUUCCUCCACCUCAAGGACGAGGGCUUCGUCGCCCGCGAAGGCUUUUUCGCGUGGAGGGGCAAGACCGUCUUCGGCAAGCUUCGCGACGGCGUAAUUGAGGUGUACCGCCAGCCGUUGGCCGAGCUCGUUACCACGGGCCACAAGGACAUUGAUACGAUCGGUAUCAACCUUUUCGCGUUCGACAGGUCCAACGAUCAGGACGUCCAGUCCGGGCUUGCUUGGAAGGCCAUGAGCAGCAUUAAAAACACUGGAAACACCGACCGCCUCGCAAUCAUUGAUGGUCCCGCCGACGGGCCCGAGUGGAACAAGAAUGACCCGCGCUGUGUCAGUGCCAAGAGCCAGGGUCUCAUUCAUGCUUCAGGCCUGGUCAUCCCCAUGCCGUGCCUCGCCUUCGCCGAGGUGUACGACGGCAAAACUGUCAUCGUCAGCGCGUGCCUCUACUGCCAGGUCAGUGGCAAGAUGUGCGAUUUCGUCGUGGGCAAGUACCAGGUCCCCACGAAAGAGAAGGUCGCCCUCGUCAACCGCGCCGAGCUCGUCGCCCGCAUCAAGGAGAGUGCAGACCGCACGGCCGCGUUCGCCAACCAGUCCGUCAUCGACUGCUGCCACCGCAGGGCCAUGGACGAGGUCGCCAUGCACCUCAAGUGGGUUGCCCAGCAGCUCGAGGCCGCCCACGCCCACAGCGAGGCUCAGUCGUAG